This is a messenger RNA of Strongylus vulgaris, 690 nucleotides long. The record is from the annotation of a GenBank genome assembly. NCBI's taxonomy places the organism in Eukaryota, Metazoa, Nematoda, Chromadorea, Rhabditida, Strongylidae.
AUGAUUGCUGACCCCGUACACAACUACACCUGCACCUUCUACGAGUGGUCUCGCAAUCCACAUCAUGCAAAAUUCUUCCGGAUCUUUUCUAUUAUUUCGGUGCUCACUGUUCUCGUAGUUGUUGUCGUACUUGGGAAUGCGCUUGUUAUUGCUGCAGUUCUGCUACGAAGACGACUACGAUCCGCUACUGGGCUUUUAAUUCUUUCGUUAGCAGUUGCGGAUCUUUUGGUAGGAACAGUUAUUCUGCCAUUCAGCAUUGCAAAUGAAGUCCUCAAUGGUUACUGGAUAUUUGGGGAGACGUGGUGCACAAUCUGGCUAACCACAGAUAUAUGGAUGUGCACAGCAUCCAUCUACAACCUUGUCGCCAUCUCCAUCGACCGAUAUAUAGCAAUAAUCAAACCGCUAAAUUAUCCAAUGUUAGUAACAAAAUUCCGCGCCCGCUGUACCGUUGCUGCCGUCUGGAUCGUCUCUUUUAUCAUCUGCAGUCCAAGCUUCUUCCUCGCGUCCUCGAUAAAAGACGUGAAUCAGGAACCUUGCAAAUGCACACCCGCCAAUGCCGGGCGCGCCUACAUAACCUUUAGUGCUUCGAGCAGCUUCUACGUGCCUAUGGUCAUCGUGAUAUUUGUUUACUUCCGCAUUUACAUCGCUGCACGGGCUGCCACUAAGAGCAUCUAUUCCGGGAUGAUGCAG